Molecule: messenger RNA, 736 nt
Organism: Pogoniulus pusillus (Red-fronted tinkerbird)
Lineage: Eukaryota; Metazoa; Chordata; Aves; Piciformes; Lybiidae
Gene: GINS3
Product: GINS complex subunit 3
Exons: 3
Coding region: 92-730 (212 amino acids)
Biological process (GO): mitotic DNA replication initiation
Cellular component (GO): GINS complex
Source: RefSeq, a predicted model, not a curated record
CGGCGGCGCAGGCGCAGCGGUUCGGGCUCCGAGCGGCAGCGCGGGAGGCGCGGAGGUGCCGGCAGCGUUCCGGUGCUCGCCGUGCGGGGCCAUGUCCGAAGCGUAUUUCCCCGUGGGUCCCGGGCUGGGCCUGGAGGAGAAUUUCCUCUCGUUAGACGACAUCCUGAUGUCGCAGGAGAAGCUGCCGGGCCGCGCCGAGAGCGCCCUGCCGCGCCUGGCCUUCGCCUUGGGCCAGGGCGCCGGCACCGGGGACUCGCUGCCGGAGGGUUCCAAGCUGGAAAUCCCUCUUUGGUUGGCCAAAGGACUACAUGACAGCAAGAGGAGAAUCAUCUCUGUGGAGCUGCCAAAGGUUUACAAGGAAGCCUGGAGGACUGUGUUCAGUGCUGAUGCCAACGUGGUUGAUCUGCAUAAAAUGGGACCUUACUACUAUGGCUUUGGCUCCCAGCUCCUCAAUUUUGACAACACAGAGAACCCUCAGAUAGCUCAGAGCAUCCUGCAGACCUUCAUCAGCCGCUUCCGCCGCCUGAUGGACUCCUCGCAGAACUCCUACAACGAGGACACCUCUGAGCUGCUGGCUCGGCUGGAUGAGCUGGAGAGGGCUUUGUUCAGAGCUGGCCAGAAGGGCCUCAACGAUUUCCAGUGCUGGGAAAAGGGACAGGCAUCCCAAAUCACAGCCUCCAGCCUGGCUCAGAACUACGGCAAAAGGAAGUUCGCGGAGGUGGAUGUUUGAAGAGGU